Paramacrobiotus metropolitanus is the source of this 2581-nucleotide messenger RNA. RefSeq lists its product as uncharacterized. The coding region runs from base 642 to 2192 and encodes 516 amino acids. The record is from RefSeq and is a predicted model, not a curated record. The transcript is spliced from 6 exons. Lineage: Eukaryota; Metazoa; Tardigrada; Eutardigrada; Parachela; Macrobiotidae.
GUGGUGAUCCAAGUAAAAUGCGUGUUGACCACAAGCAUCGAGGACGGGAUCGCAUCAGAUCGCGGUGGCCGGACGGUAUGACCUUGAUUCCCAUGCGUGACGCGAGUUCGGCUGCUGCGCCGGCGUUCACGGAAAGGCGGUCGAUAUACGAGCCGCCAGCGUGUCCACGCAGGUAACGCCUAUGGCCAGCGGUUUUCCGCGCGCCCACGAAGGGAAACCGGCUGACUUCAAUCCUCGGGCAAAUUCCGCGCUGAUUCCGUCAUGUCGUGGUAGUCUUCCGGCAGACCGCUUACAGCGAAGUCCAUGCCGGCCUAACUCGUCGAAAGUUACAUCGUUUAACCGCCGGCGUUCGAAAGUACGGGUACAUUCGGACCAUUGACGAAGAAAUUCUUCAAAGAGCUGUCGAGAAAGAUUAUCGACAGUAGAGCUGUACAGGCAACCCCCGCUGAGGAGAGUUUUUACGCCGAAGAAUUGGUAUUCGGCGAGGAAAUGCAGUUUCUGUUCUCGUUAUUGGAUAAUUCUGCUGAAAGUGUGAAUGGCAUCUGCUUGUACAAGUUGGAAACAAAUUUACUCAAAGCUACGUACUUUUGAGACGGCCCUGCUGCCUCCAUAUUGGCUGAGAAACCAAAGAAAAAGGAAACAUGAAUGGAUUACAGCAUCGCGCGCGUAGUCCAACUACGCGAUUCAAGCGUAGACUUAUUUCAUCCGCCGCAUCAAAUGACGCACCGGAACCCGAAGAGGCAGUUGGCCCUGUGAUGACAUCAUCGGUGCGAUCAUUUUAUGAGCCGAAGGCGUUUCCAUCCCCGCCGUUCCCAGCAGUCAGGACCAGUUUUUACGGCCGGAUUGCCUUGAUGAACACUGAGGGCUUCGUUCACAUUCGUACGGACUUCCUGCAGAAGCAAUUCGCGUCUCACGUCAACAAGUGGCAGUCUGCAUUCUCCAGCUAUCCGACCUUGAGCUUUAGUCAGCGCAUUGUGUCUUUUGGCGCCCCCUGUUUGGUCAACUAUCCAGCGGACGGAAAGUGGUACCGUGCCACAUAUUUGGGUGUGUGCGGACGUGAGAAACUGGUUUUCUAUGAAGAUUUCGGGUCUGUUGAAGCGUUGUCAAAUGAGAACAGUAUCAAAGUGGUCGAUCCGGACCUCACAACGGGUUAUGAAAUUCCGACUACAGUGUAUUCCUGUUUGCUGGUCAAUCCGAAGAACGAGGCGGAAUACUUGGUUUUGGCGGACAAUCAUCUGGAGUACCUGAGGUCUGUUUUCAACGGUGGCCCCGUGGACGGCGAAGUUGUGGCCUACCGUCAUAUGGAGGUGGCUCCGGGUCUUUGGCGGCCCUGUCUGGCGGUGCUUCUGUUUUCAGAAGACAACCCGGAAGAAGAUGUAGCCACUAGUCUUCUUCAAUUGGAUUCCGAAAUUGAAAUGCGACAGUUCUACCAGGAGAAAGUGACUUUGUACUCCAGUAUCGGGAUGCGAUCGUGCACCGCCUUGCAGUUCCCCGAAGCGCAUCUCUUACCCGCUGGUCAGCGAUGUACCUUGCAGCUGCAGUAUGUUUACUCUAACCGCGUCAUCGUUUCCUAUCCGGCGGGUAUCGACGUUGAAUCCUGGGAAUCUCGUUGGAGGAAGAUGUUUUAUGGCGAUGCGGAUAUUGUGGAAUCGUUGGAAAAGAAUUGGACACGGGAAAUUGCCACGCCGACACCGGCGACACUCAUUAUGGAAAAGAAUUCGUAUAUUGUGGUUCACGAGGGUAAAUGCAGGCGAGCCGAAGUUUGCUGUAUCCUUGCGUUGGAUGUUGACUAUCUAUCUCCCACGCGCGUAGAAAUCGUGUUGAUCGAUUCGGGUGUUCGUAUGGAAAUCGGGGUGGAGGAUUUAAUGCAGUUGCCCAGCGUAAUUCCAGUGCAGAUUGCCAGACGAGCGUUUGAAGCGGAAUAUACGUUGGACGAGGAAGACGAAAUCUCCAAGGAGAGAGAAUCAGGAAAGAAAUGCAUCCCGGUUUGUGGACUUCCUCGUGCUCUUGCGGUUUCGAAAAAGUAUAUGGUUGGCAGUGUUGCGCUGAAAACAGCUCCCUUGAAGAACAAUACGGUGGCCAUUACUGACGAAUACGAUCUGGUUGACCAGAUGGGGACGAUUAUUGAAGCGGAAUGCGUUGGAUACGGACACUCUGGACGUCCAGUUUUGCGAUUUUUUAAGGAACGAUAAGUCUGCUCAUGUAGUUGUUUUGAUAAGAGCAAUGGCGACGGAAACAUUUUUCUUGACUGAAUAACUACUGGAUCGACCAUUUUUUGCGUUUAAGGUUUUCAUUUGUUAACUAGCGUCUAGUAACUAACUUACUGACGGAGUGUACAGCGUUACGAGUUUUAGUAUACUAACCUUUAUAUUACUGAAUUCUGUUCCUGGUUUUCGAGUUGCUGUUUUGUUUUGCGAUGCUGAAUGGAUAUUAACUUACCUCGAUAACCUGUAGCUAGUUAUGGUGCUAUUAAAGUUUUGUUCGCGUUCAUUCACUCUUUUUGUUGAUUAUUUCUAUCGCAUUUAUGCAUGGGCAGCUUUUAUAAUUAUCGUAUACUUAUCUGUCUACAUAUAUCUUGUAU